Staurois parvus is the source of this 286-nucleotide messenger RNA. Lineage: Eukaryota; Metazoa; Chordata; Amphibia; Anura; Ranidae. The record is from the annotation of a GenBank genome assembly.
CACCUGAGAAGACAGACAGAACCCGUAGUCGCAUGCACAUACUCAGUUUAGUGUGUAUUGCUAGAGUUUUUUUUUUUCUCUUGGGAGAGUGCAUUUCCAUGUUGUGUGUACUGUGGGAGACCAGAUAUAGUGAAUGCAGGGUCCUGGGAGACCAGAUAUAGUGAAUGCAGGGUCCGGGGAGACCAGAUAUAGUGAAUGCAGGGUCCGGGGAGACCAGAUAUAGUGAAUGCAGGGUCAGACAGAUAUAGUGAAUGCAGGGUCCUGGGUUUAGUUACACUUUAAUGAA